Messenger RNA from Camellia sinensis, 942 nucleotides. NCBI's taxonomy places the organism in Eukaryota, Viridiplantae, Streptophyta, Magnoliopsida, Ericales, Theaceae. The record is from RefSeq and is a predicted model, not a curated record.
AUGGCAGAAGCAAUUCUAUUCAACUUAGCAAGUAAAGUUGUGGAUAAGAUAGGUUCUCCUGCUCUAAGGGAAGUUGGCUUGGCAUGGAGUUUUGAAGAUGAGUUGAAAACACUCGAGGCCAGAGUGUCGAUGAUCAAGGCGGUGCUCAUAGAUGCUGAUCAGAAGCAGCAGCAGCAGCAGCAAGGGAACAACAACCUUGUCAUAAGCCUAUGGCUAGAAAAACUCGAAGCUUCUUUCUAUGAAGCUGACAACGUGCUUGAUGAAUUCCACUACGAAGCUUUGCGAUGCAAAGUACAGUUAAUGAGGAUAAUGAAUCAUAGAAACAUUGGAAUACAGAAACUGGUACGCAUAUUCUAUUCAUGUUCACACACACUUGAUUUCCGGUUUAAAUUUAAAAUGAGUUGUAGAAUCGAAAAGAUCAGAAAAAAAUUAGAUAUGAUCGUAGACGAUAGGACUAAAUUUCAUCCCAUAGUCUCAAAGGAUCAAAAACAAACUGAAACUGAUCCUAAGGCAGCCAGCACGUCACUCUCCUCCAAUGCAAAUGAGUCGGAAUUCGUUGGAAGGGACAACGAUAUAGAAAGGUCGUUACAACUUAUAAUGUCCCCUAGUGUUGACCACAAGAACAUAUCUGUCAUCCCCAUUGUUGGGAUCGGAGGCGUUGGCAAGACCACUCUGGUUAAAUUGUUGUUCAAUCACGAAACCCUAGUCAGGCAUUUCGACUUGAGGAUUUGGGUGACAGUAGCACAAGAUCUUAACGUUAAACGUGUGAUGCAAAAAAUUAUUCAACGCAUAACUGAUUCUAAUUCGCCUUGCACUGGCCUCAAUUCGAGUAAGAUAAAGAAGCUCCUCAAAGAAAAAUUGCAUAAUAAGAAUUUUUUGCUCGUCUUGGAUGAUGUAUGUGAUAGUGAUAACCGAGAUUGGCUUAAGUUCUGUAACCUUUGA